CUGGCUGCCGGCAGGGGCGGAGCAGAGCAGCAGCGCUGUGGGCAGCAUGGCGGCCGCCACGGCUGCGUGCGGGAUGCGGCCUGUAUCGUCCCCCCGUCUGCUGAGGGCGGUGGGGGCCCGCGGCGGGCUGCUAUGGCCGCGGGGCGGGAGGGCAGCGGCGGCGGGCUGGAGCCGGCCGGAGCCCGGCGGAGAAGCGCAGUACUGCGCAGAGCUGCUGCGAAAGCGUGACUAUGAAGGGUUCCUGUGUUCUCUGCUGUUGCCUGCUGAAUCUCGAAGCUCUGCUUUUGCCUUGAGAGCCUUCAAUGUGGAACUGGCUCAGAUUAAAGACUCCAUAACUCAGAAGACUACGGGUUUGAUGCGAAUGCAGUUCUGGAGGAAAGCUGUGGAAGAUAUAUACUGCGAUAACCCACCGCAUCAGCCAGUUGCUGUAGCACUGUGGAGAGCAGUUAAGAGGCAUAGCUUGUCUAAAAUGUGGUUCAUUAAGAUCAUUGAUGAAAGAGAGAAGAAUCUGGAUGACAGAGCAUACCGUAACAUCCAGGAGCUUGAAACAUACGCUGAGAACACUCAGAGUGCUCUCUUAUACCUCACGCUGGAAAUGCUGGGUGUGAGGGAUGUCCAUGCUGACCAUGCUGCCAGUCACAUUGGGAAAGCACAGGGCAUCGUUACCUGUUUGAGAGCUACUCCGUAUCACUGUACAAGGAGAAAGGUCUUUCUGCCCAUGGACAUUUGUAUGCUGCAUGGAGUUUCACAAGAGGAUUUCAUAAGAUGCAAGCAAGAGAAAAAUGUGAGAGAUGUAAUUUAUGACAUUGCCAGCCAGGCCCAUAUUCACCUCGAACAUGCUAGGUCUUUCAGUAAGAAAGUUCCUGCGAAGGCAUACCCUGCUUUUUACUAUACGGUUGCUUUAGAUGAUUAUUUAUAUAACAUGCGGAAAGUGGACUUCAAUAUAUUUCAUCCAAGCUUACAAAAGAGGAAUACGCUAUUGCCGUUGUACUUAUAUAUUAGAACUUGGAAGAAAACAUAUUAAAAUUUUCUUAAUAUAAAGUUCA
Coturnix japonica (Japanese quail) is the source of this 1046-nucleotide messenger RNA. RefSeq names its product NADH:ubiquinone oxidoreductase complex assembly factor 6 (gene NDUFAF6). NCBI's taxonomy places the organism in Eukaryota, Metazoa, Chordata, Aves, Galliformes, Phasianidae. The record is from RefSeq and is a predicted model, not a curated record. Gene Ontology annotation, biological process: biosynthetic process; mitochondrial respiratory chain complex I assembly. Gene Ontology annotation, cellular component: mitochondrion.